AUGGUCCACACAAAGACCAUCACACCUUUACCUCCACACCAACACGAUCAAAUUGGCCAUCCUCCAGGCAGUAGGGACCACAUUGGCCACCCUCCAGGCAGUAGGGACCACAUUGGCCACCCUCCAGGCAGUAGGGACCACAUUGGCCACCCUCCAGGCAGUAGGGACCACAUUGGCCACCCUCCAGGCAGUAGGGCCCACGUUGGCCACCUUCCAGGCAGUAGGGACCACGUUGGCCACCUUCCAGGCAGUAGGGACCACAUUGGCCACCUUCCAGGCAGUAGGGACCACAUUGGCCACCCUCCAGACAGUAGGGCCCACGUUGGCCACCUUCCAGGCAGUAGGGCCCACGAUGGCCACCCUCCAGACAGUAGGGCCCACGAUGGCCACCCUCCAGGCAGUAGGGCCCACGAUGGCCACCCUCCAGGCAGUAGGGCCCACGAUGGCCACCUUCCAGGCAGUAGGGCCCACGAUGGCCACCUUCCAGGCAGUAGGGCCCACGAUGGCCACCCUCCAGACAGUAGGGCCCACGAUGGCCACCCUCCAGGCACUAGGGACCACGUUGGCCACCCUCCAGACAGUAGGGCCCACGAUGGCCACCCUCCAGGCAGUAGGGCCCACGAUGGCCACCUUCCAGGCAGUAGGGCCCACGAUGGCCACCUUCCAGGCAGUAGGGCCCACGAUGGCCACCCUCCAGACAGUAGGGCCCACGAUGGCCACCCUCCAGGCACUAGGGGCCACGUUGGCCACCCUCCAGGCAGUAGGGACCACGUUGGCCACCCUCCAGGCAGUAGGGACCACGUUGGCCACCCUCCAGGCAGUAGGGAGCACGUUGGCCACCCUCCAGGCAGUAGGGACCACAUUGGCCACCCUCCAGGCAGUAGGGACCACAUUGGCCACCCUCCAGGCAGUAGGGACCACAUUGGCCACCCUCCAGGCACUAGGGACCACAUUGGCCACCCUCCAUUCAGGAGGGACCACGUUGGUCACCUCCCAGGCAGUAGGGACCACAUUGGCCACCCUCCAGGCAGUAGGGACCACAUUGGCCACCCUCCAGGCAGUAGGGACCACAUUGGCCACCCUCCAGGCAGUAGGGACCACAUUGGCCACCCUCCAGGCAGUAGGGACCACAUUGGCCACCCUCCAGGCAGUAGGGCCCACCUUGGCCACCUUCCAGGCAGUAGGGACCACGUUGGCCACCUUCCAGGCAGUAGGGACCACAUUGGCCACCUUCCAGGCAGUAGGGACCACAUUGGCCAUCCUCCAGACAGUAGGGCCCACGUUGGCCACCUUCCAGGCAGUAGGGCCCACGAUGGCCACCCUCCAGACAGUAGGGCCCACGAUGGCCACCCUCCAGACAGUAGGGCCCACGAUGGCCACCCUCCAGGCAGUAGGGCCCACGAUGGCCACCCUCCAGGCAGUAGGGCCCACGAUGGCCACCUUCCAGGCAGUAGGGCCCACGAUGGCCACCUUCCAGGCAGUAGGGCCCACGAUGGCCACCUUCCAGGCAGUAGGGCCCACGAUGGCCACCCUCCAGACAGUAGGGCCCACGAUGGCCACCCUCCAGGCACUAGGGACCACGUUGGCCACCCUCCAGACAGUAGGGCCCACGAUGGCCACCCUCCAGGCAGUAGGGCCCACGAUGGCCACCUUCCAGGCAGUAGGGCCCACGAUGGCCACCUUCCAGGCAGUAGGGCCCACGAUGGCCACCCUCCAGGCACUAGCGACCACGUUGGCCACCCUCCAGACAGUAGGGCCCACGAUGGCCACCCUCCAGGCAGUAGGGCCCACGUUGGCCACCUUCCAGGCAGUAGGGCCCACGAUGGCCACCCUCCAGGCAGUAGGGCCCACGAUGGCCACCCUCCAGGCAGUAGGGCCCACGAUGGCCACCCUCCAGACAGUAGGGCCCACGAUGGCCACCCUCCAGGCACUAGGGCCCACGUUGGCCACCCUCCAGACAGUAGGGACCACGUUGGCCACCUUCCAGACAGUAGGGCCCACGUUGGCCACCCUCCAGACAGUAGGGCCCACGAUGGCCACCCUCCAGACAGUAGGGCCCACGUUGGCCACCCUCCAGACAGUAGGGACCACGUUGGCCACCUUCCAGGCAGUAGGGCCCACGUUGGCCACCUUCCAGGCAGUAGGGCCCACGAUGGCCACCCUCCAGGCAGUAGGGCCCACGAUGGCCACCCUCCAGGCAGUAGGGCCCACGAUGGCCACCCUCCAGGCAGUAGGGCCCACGAUGGCCACCCUCCAGGCAGUAGGGCCCACGUUGGCCACCCUCCAGACAGUAGGGCCCACGAUGGCCACCUUCCAGACAGUAGGGCCCACGAUGGCCACCUUCCAGACAGUAGGGCCCACGAUGGCCACCUUCCAGACAGUAGGGCCCACGUUGGCCACCCUCCAGACAGUAGGGCCCACGUUGGCCACCCUCCAGACAGUAGGGCCCACGAUGGCCACCCUCCAGACAGUAGGGACCACGUUGGCCACCCUCCAGGCAGUAGGGACCACGUUGGCCACCCUCCAGGCAGUAGGGCCCACGAUGGCCACCCUCCAGACAGUAGGGCCCACGUUGGCCACCCUCCAGACAGUAGGGCCCACGUUGGCCACCCUCCAGACAGUAGGGCCCACGAUGGCCACCCUCCAGACAGUAGGGCCCACGUUGGCCACCCUCCAGACAGUAGGGCCCACGAUGGCCACCCUCCAGACAGUAGGGCCCACGAUGGCCACCCUCCAGACAGUAGGGACCACGUUGGCCACCUUCCAGGCAGUAGGGACCACGUUGGCCACCUUCCAGGCAGUAGGGCCCACGAUGGCCACCCUCCAGACAGUAGGGACCACGUUGGCCACCUUCCAGGCAGUAGGGACCACCCGUCUAGUGUUGUCGAAUCUAGUGAUGACCAGCCGUCUAGUGUUGUCGAGUCUAGUGAUGACCAGUCGUCUAGUGUUGUCGAGUCUAGUGAUGACCAGUCGUCUAGUGUUGUCGAGUCUAGUGAUGACCAGCCGUCUAGUGUUGUCGAGUCUAGUGAUGACCAGCCGUCUAGUGUUGUCGAGUCUAGUGAUGACCAGUCGUCUAGUGUUGUCGAGUCUAGUGAUGACCAGUCGUCUAGUGUUGUCGAGUCAUCUAAGAAUAGUGUGCGAGUGCAACCUGUCUCUCGUAUAACACAUUCUAUUUUGACGUAA
Procambarus clarkii (red swamp crayfish) is the source of this 3183-nucleotide messenger RNA. Lineage: Eukaryota; Metazoa; Arthropoda; Malacostraca; Decapoda; Cambaridae. The record is from RefSeq and is a predicted model, not a curated record.